AUGCAAACAAGACUGCAGCCAGCUGACGAACUCCCACCUUAUCCUACCGCUCAAGCACAAGUUUGGAAGUGCCAUAGACGGCGUCACUAUCGUGGAGGUAUGAGCUAUUCCUUGGGUCGGACGGAGCGUGUGACCACGCUCACCAUGACAGCUGCAUUUAGACCACCCCCAGGCACUGUUUACUGGGACGCUUCAACACAUCCAAGGGGCCUCAACAGCUACCCGAUGGUGCGAAUCACGAUGACUAAGUCAUAUCAUCUAGCAGAUUCACAGAUAAUAAGGGACUUUGAACAGCAAUGCAGAUGCUUCAUUAGCAGACAUGAGUCAGUAGAUGACUUCUUGGAUGUCAGGGAAGGUAAGCGAUCUUCUACUUCACUGCACAAUACCUUUUAG
Messenger RNA from Protopolystoma xenopodis, 393 nucleotides. The record is from the annotation of a GenBank genome assembly. NCBI's taxonomy places the organism in Eukaryota, Metazoa, Platyhelminthes, Monogenea, Polystomatidea, Polystomatidae.